ACAUGAAACCCGCCCUUAACUGACCUUAGCUGUAUCAAAACCAAUCUACCCUGGAUAAAUGACACACGUAUUGAAGUUCAUUUAAUAGCACGAUAUGUAAGACGUCAUGCAAGCAGACUGGAUAUGUGGUAUCAUUUUUGUUAAUCUCAAAAGGGUUGAUAGACUUUGCCUAUAUAUACAGGACAGUAAGCCAGACUUCACAUCACGUAGUGGGAAAGAGAUGUUAACAUCGUCUGAGGCUAACCAACAUGGAUCUCAGUUCGCUUCUCAGCUUUAGUAGUGUGACGGUGGCCAUCGUUGUUAUAUUGUUGAUACUGCUGGUCAGUCGGACACUACAAUGGCCGGCCAAUGUCCCACCAGGUCCAUCUGGCUAUCCUAUCGUAGGAAGCAUGCCUCUACUGCGAAAGGGAAAUGUGCUCGAGACAUUUCGGAAACUUCGAGCACAAUAUGGCGACGUUUUUAGUAUACAGAUUGGGCCCAUGCUUACCGUGGUCAUCAAUGGAACCGAUGCGUUAAAGGAAGCGUUCGUGAAGCGUGCGGAUGAAUUCUCUGACAGGCCAAGCAGCUAUUUCAUAAAAAAGUGUUUUCACUUUAAAGGUAUUGGCCCCUCGUCCGGUGAACACUGGAAACAAACACGGACAUUUUCUCUGUCCACACUUCGGAAUUUUGGAUUUGGAAAGAAGUCUUUGGAAUCAAGAGUCCAAGAGGAAAUAGAGGCUUAUUUUGGUAUCAUUGAAAAGCAAAACGGACAACCUUACGACGUGAACGAAGUGACCACCAUGGCCAUAUCAAAUAUCAUAUGCAGUAUUACGUUCGGAAACCGAUUUGAAUACACUGACGCAAAAUUCCAGCGACUUACGUCACUUUUCGCUGAGAACUUUAGGUUAAAUUCGGUUGGAGGGACUAUACGAUCUUUCCCAGUAUUAAGAUUCCUUCCCGGGGAUAUGUUUAAUAUAAAGAAGUUAACUCAAAAUCUCACCGAUAUCAAAUCUUUCGUUUUUGAACAAAUCGCUGAGCAUCGAAACACGUUUGAAGAAGAGAAUCAGCGAGAUUUCAUUGAUGCGUUUCUGAGACAACAAAACAAACAUGGCGAACAUGAUCCGAUAUUUGAUGAUAUGAACUUAUCAAUCUCCGUCAUGAAUUUGUUUACCGCCGGGACUGACACAACAGCUACCAUUAUUCGCUGGGCGAUAAUUUACCUCAUUCACAACAAACCUAUCCAGGACAAGCUCCGACAGGAGAUUGAGACUGUGGUCGGAACGUCAAGGCUUCCGUCACUCGGCGACAAACCCUCCAUGCCUUACUACGAAGCAUUUAUAACAGAGGUUUUCCGGAUGGGCAACAUCGUUCCACUGUCUGUGCCUCACGGGGCUAAGAAGGAUAUCCAAUUCCGAGGCAUGAUUAUCCCAAAGGGAUCCUCGAUAAUUCCGAAUCUUGACUCCGUUAUGACUGAUCCAGAUCUGUUUGAGAAUCCGGAUCAGUUUCAACCCGAGAGAUUUCUAGGAAAGGACGGACAAAUGAACGGCAAGGAAAGGACUGUAAUGGCUUUCUCCCUAGGAAGACGAAUUUGUCUUGGAGAAUCCCUGGCGAGGUUAGAGCUAUUUUUGUUCAUAACCUCAUUGCUGCAGAGGUUCGAGUUUCUCCCAGAAAGCCCCGACAAACUCCCAUCAUUUGACGCGACUUUGGGAUUGACGCGGGCGUCCAAGAACUACAAGUGCCGCGUUGUUAAGCUGAAAUGAAUAUUGAAACAAACAAUAUUGGAGGAUUUGGACAUAUAUACAGUAUCUUAUACAGUAUCUUAGCCAUUUCAUCUACU
This is a messenger RNA of Mizuhopecten yessoensis (Yesso scallop), 1816 nucleotides long. RefSeq names its product cytochrome P450 2B1-like. Gene Ontology annotation, cellular component: cytoplasm; intracellular membrane-bounded organelle. Gene Ontology annotation, biological process: xenobiotic metabolic process. The transcript has 4 exons. Lineage: Eukaryota; Metazoa; Mollusca; Bivalvia; Pectinida; Pectinidae. The record is from RefSeq and is a predicted model, not a curated record. Bases 249 to 1739 code for a protein of 496 amino acids. Gene Ontology annotation, molecular function: heme binding; oxidoreductase activity, acting on paired donors, with incorporation or reduction of molecular oxygen, reduced flavin or flavoprotein as one donor, and incorporation of one atom of oxygen; iron ion binding.